AUGAAGUGCACACAAAUAGUUUUGCUAACAUUACUCACUUUAGUGUGUGAUGUAUGGGGUCAUCCCUGGGACCCUGAGGGGCGCACCAAAGAUCCAAAUUGGAUGAAAAAACACGAGAGACUAGUGAACCAAACGCUGGAACACAAAAACGACUCGAAAGUGGUUUUCGUGGGCGACUCCAUCACUGAAGGCUGGGGCGGCUUAGGAAAGGCUGUUUGGGAUAAGUANCCAAAUUGGAUGAAAAAACACGAGAGACUAGUGAACCAAACGCUGGAACACAAAAACGACUCGAAAGUGGUUUUCGUGGGCGACUCCAUCACUGAAGGCUGGGGCGGCUUAGGAAAGGCUGUUUGGGAUAAGUAUUACAUUCCGAGACAUACAUAUGAUUACGGCGUUGGCGGUGACCGCACUGAACACGUGUUAUACAGAAUCGAGAACAAGGAGUUCGAUGGACUCCACCCUAAAGUUACUGUACUUAUGAUCGGUACGAAUAAUGUCCCAAAUAAUGAUACCAUCGAAGACAUCAGACAUGGAGUACAAGAAGUAAUAAAAGAGUUAUUGGUUAAGAUGUCGACCUCUAAACUCAUACUAUUAGGUGUAUUACCCAGAGCUGAGCCAUGGGGUGAUGUAUGCAAACAACUCAAUACACUGAUCAAGACGUUAGCCGAUGACAAGACUGUAUUCUUCCUGGACAUGUGGUCAGCAUAUGAGACACCGGAUGGCAAACAAAAUACUGAUCUCUAUGUGGCCGACAAACUACAUCUUAAUGAGAAGGGUUAUCAGGUGUGGCAACAGACUAUGGAACCAUUGCUUAAGAAAUUAGAUCCAGAUUUCUGA
Oppiella nova is the source of this 837-nucleotide messenger RNA. The record is from the annotation of a GenBank genome assembly. Lineage: Eukaryota; Metazoa; Arthropoda; Arachnida; Sarcoptiformes; Oppiidae.